AUGGGGGCCAUCUCGUGUGGCUCUGCUCUGCCCGUCUACUCGGUGCUCCGAGUCGCCCCACCCACCACCAUCACCUCAUGCUCUGUCUACUACACCACUGAGCAGGGAGACACCUGUGAGGCCCUGGCGACCUACUUCUCUCUGGCCAGCAGCUGUCCGUCCCCCGAGUGCACGGCAGCCUUGCAGGCGCUCAACCCGGGGGUGGACUGCAGCGCCAACAGCGGGCAGCUGCCGGCAAGCCAGGCGGUGUGUGUGGAGCGGCGGGCGGAGAUGGCGGGGCUGGUGGCGCUGUGUUCGCAGUAUUACUUCGUGGAGAGCGCCGAGACGUGCGAGUCCAUCCGCAACGGGCCCAACCCGCCUCUCUCCCGUGUCGACUUCUACCGUCUCAACCCUGGCAUCAAGUGCAACCGUCUUGUUCCCAAGACGGACGUUGGCAGCUUGACUGGCUUCGAGGCGUGUGUCGGGAGCACGGACAGUCUUCUCCAGGGGACGUGUCCCCGCGCCACUGCAAUUACAAUCGGCACUGGCGAUCGCUGCACGGGGAUCCAGGUCAAGCUUUUCCGAGCUGUGAACCUAUUAUAUGGGUUCUAUCUAGAGAGCUUCAACCGUACAGUGGGCAUUGGUGCCCUCCAGUGGAUAGCAAUGCAAGGCGCUACACAGGGUACGAACGAUGAGGCGGCCGCUGAAGAGCGGAGGAGGAUCGAACGCAUUCAGCGUCAGCGGAAGGAGCGCCGCGCACGACGCAUGGCGGAAUGGCUGGUUGAGCUCUGCAUUAUGGAGGACGAUGAUUUUGUCAACGUCUUCCGCAUCUCGCCUGAACUGCUGGAGUACAUUGCACCUGUCAUGGCCCUCCCCAUGAGCCACUUCGUUGAGAAGCUCGGGAUCCCGCUCGACCUUUGUGUGCUCAUCCCUAUCAAAUACUUUGCCAGCGCCAUGACAUUCAUCGACCUGGGCCUCUACUUCGGUCUGCCCAAGACCAUUGUGCACAGGAUUGUGGAGGCCUUCCUCGUGCACUUCCCCCGGAGGUUCAAGAAGACAUGGGUGCGCUUUCCCAGUGCAGAGGAGAUGGAGGAGAUGGCCUCGGACUUCAAGGAAGUACGGGGGGUACCGAAUGUUGUGGGAGCAAUUGAUGGCACACAUGUGGAGAUAAGGGGGAUGGAGAACCAUAGGCAAGAGUAUUACAACAGGAAGUCGGUCUACUCAACCCAGUUGCAAAUUACAUGCGACAGCAAGGGGAUUAUCUGGGACUACACCGUCGGCCACCCGGGAUCUAUGCAUGAUCAGGGAAUCUUCCAGCAGUCCGAACUGCACGCGCGCCUAGAGCGUGGUGACCUCGGACCGUACCAGAUCGUCGGUGAUGCUGCCUACCCGCUGCGCAGCUACUGCCUCACUCCUGUCAACGCAACCCGCCGGCGCCUGAUGAAGAGCUGGGAGCAGACGUAUAACUACGUCCAUUCCGCCACCCGCAUGGUUGUGGAGCGGACCAUUGCCAAGGAACCGUACAUUCAGGCAUCAGUGGCGGGUGUGGAUGGGCAACGGCCCACCGUGGUACCACCGGAGUGGCAUGAGGACAUACAGAUGGUGUGA
Molecule: messenger RNA, 1587 nt
Organism: Closterium sp. NIES-65
Lineage: Eukaryota; Viridiplantae; Streptophyta; Zygnematophyceae; Desmidiales; Closteriaceae
Source: the annotation of a GenBank genome assembly